This is a messenger RNA of Nezara viridula (southern green stink bug), 324 nucleotides long. The record is from the annotation of a GenBank genome assembly. NCBI's taxonomy places the organism in Eukaryota, Metazoa, Arthropoda, Insecta, Hemiptera, Pentatomidae.
AUGGGCACCGAGCGAUAUUUCAUCGAGAAGCGAUAUUCGCCAUUACAUUAUUUAUCGAACAGCAAGUAUAUUAGCCUAGGGCUGCUGUAUCUCGAUACAGAAGGCCAUGAACAGCUGUUGAGGUACGGCGGGGGCGGGAACAAUCUGCUAAACGAAUUAGGCGGAGCUCUCAGGCUCUCAGAAUGUUCUUCACGUCCCGAGCGAGCAUCGUCGCAUAUAAAUGCGGCGCCUGAACAGCCGCAUAUCGGCGCACGUUGCGGCUAUGCCAUGCUCGGAUCCAGGAACUGGUUCUCGUUGCGGCUGUUGCGUAAUGGCGGUCGUUAG